AUGAUUCCUCAAGACCUCUUCUUCGUCCUGCUUGGACAACUUGGCGGCAUAUUGGUCCUUGCCAAAGCCCUCGACAGCUACAUUCUUGUCAAGACGUUUGGUGCCUCGUUCACAAACCUCUCGGUCACCGCCCGUCGAGCAACUGUCAAGGAUGCUUGGAACGCCAUCGUCAAACCUCUCUCAAUGCUCGCUGGAAUCUACCCGUUUUUGGAUAUCUUCACAAUCGUCCUCGCGUGUAUCUACCUGUACGACCCUCCUUCGAACGAGCCAAUCACUGAGUUUGGCGCAAGCAUCCUGGUCAGUAUCUACGGCUGGUUCCUUUUCUGCGAGUUCGUGGAAAACAUUUCACUGGUCUACUAUCGAGUUUGGCGAGGAGAGACUCGCCUGCUUUCGCGCCUACUCUUCUCAACGUUCGCUAUCGAUACUGCGUGCAAGGUUCUGAAUCAGAUAUUCAGCAUAGUUGCCAUCGUUAGUUAUUGGACCGAAUGGAAGAUCUGGUACAGCACCACGACGGUCGUGACCUGUGCAGUCUUCUUCAUAUCGCAGGCUUACGGUCCCCUGAUCUUCUGGAGACUUUAUCAGAAAGUUGCAAAAGAAGAGAGAGAGAAGCGACAAGGAUCCUCGGUCAUGAAAAUUGACACAAGCCACCGCACCAGGCAGACCACAAAAGUCGAUCGCAAUAACGACCAGUUACAAAAUUACGACGACCCGUUUGCUCUGCUAAUUGCCAAGAGCCAGCACUCUGAAAAUGACGAUGCCGACACAAGUAGCGCUGAUACAGAGUCUCAAGCUAGCACCGUCGGCGAUGCGGAUGAUGGUGACGUCGAACGUGCGUAUCUCUUGGCACUCUGGGUACUCGUCCUUCAAGCAACGACCACACCCGACCCCUUUCAGGGUGGCGCAAAUCACGCCGAUGGCGGAAAGCGCACGGCAUAUGAGGAAAUGGUUAGCUGGGACGACAAUACAUUACGGGUGCUCAUGAAAGAUUUGUGGACUGUUUUGAACGAAGCACGACAAGCAGCUCCUCAGAAGACAUCUUUUACUGAAGUCCAGCGCAUUUUCUCCACUACCUGGAAACGUGCAAUACACUUAAUUAACGCCGCUCGUGCGUACCGUAGGCAACCGCCUGUGGACGAAGCAAGUUUUCCGCCGGGUUUGCGUAGCAGCUUGACUCAGGGCAUCGAUACCAGGCGAAGCAAAAAGCCGACGUCUGCUAGAUAA
Messenger RNA from Fimicolochytrium jonesii, 1221 nucleotides. RefSeq lists its product as uncharacterized. The record is from RefSeq and is a predicted model, not a curated record. NCBI's taxonomy places the organism in Eukaryota, Fungi, Chytridiomycota, Chytridiomycetes, Spizellomycetales, Powellomycetaceae. The transcript is spliced from 4 exons. The coding region runs from base 1 to 1221 and encodes 406 amino acids.